Molecule: messenger RNA, 1494 nt
Organism: Lachancea thermotolerans CBS 6340
Lineage: Eukaryota; Fungi; Ascomycota; Saccharomycetes; Saccharomycetales; Saccharomycetaceae
Gene: IPT1
Product: inositolphosphotransferase
Exons: 1
Coding region: 1-1494 (497 amino acids)
Biological process (GO): inositol phosphoceramide metabolic process; sphingolipid biosynthetic process
Cellular component (GO): inositol phosphoceramide synthase complex
Molecular function (GO): inositol phosphoceramide synthase activity
Source: RefSeq, a predicted model, not a curated record
AUGCCGGCGGUUCUGGUGUCCUACUCGUCGUUCAAAUCGCUAGCGUCGCUGCCUUGGCAGUUCGUGGUGCGCGUGUACCGCGGCGGGCUCAACCGACGCAACAUACCCACGCUUGCGUUCAACUUCGCACUCAACUUCUUCCCCGUGUUUCUGUGGCUGACGAUAUUCAAGAACGCGGGCGUGAUCCCCACGCGGCUGCGCCCUCGGAUCCAUAGCCAGCUGGCGUUCCUGGCGGACGUGUUCAUGUUCGGGGACUCCGCGGGUGAGCUCGUGUCACAGUACGGCGCAGACGCGCGGUUCGCGGCGGCGAUGACGUGGCUGACGUCCACGGUGUUCGCGCUCGCGGUGCUCGUGGCCGCACCUGUCUCGGUGUGGUACUACCUAUACUACAAGCGGAGGCUCAAUUACAACGUGAUCGACCCCUACGCGGCGCUUUUCCACCGCAACCAGCCAUUCUCGCCCACGGCGCCGCGCGCCAUCCUGCCGUUCCUCUUCCUCAUCUACACUUUCGUCGGGCUCAACACGGUGCACCUGCUGACCUCGCAGAACGAGGACAACUUCACGAAAAACAAGGACUUGCUGGCUUGGACCUCGUACGUGCUGCUGCACCUGCUCGCCCCUAUCUUUACCGCGGUGUACCUAUAUGUGUUCCACCCUCCAGGCACGCUGAAGGCCUUCUCCCUGGCGAUGGGGCUGCAGAACAUUUGCGGCGUGUUUUCGCAUCUGCUGGUGCCCAUGGCGCCGCCCUGGUUCGUUCACAUGUACGGGAUCAAGGACACAGAACACGUCUCGUAUGAGCAGGAGGGCUUCGCCGCCGGGCUCACCAGGGUCGACUCGCAUCUGGGCACGCACCUGAACUCUAAGGGUUUCCACAAGUCUCCGAUCGUGUUCGGCGCUGUGCCUUCGCUGCACUCUGCCAUAGCCGUGCAGUGCUUUCUGUUUCUGAUCACCCGCGCCACCAGCACCAAGGCCAACUUCGGCAGCGCGAGCCAAGGCCAGAACCGCGACUGUGUGCAGCUGCAGGAGCCGCCCACCAUCGCCGCGUCACAGCUGUCGGCUCCCAAGGAACCAGAGUCUUUCGAGCUCGACUCCGUCACCGACGUCUCCCUGACGCCGUCUGGCGGCUCUGUCACGCCUCCGCCCAACAUGGUUUACGCCACGCCGAUCCCGGAGGCCGCCCUGAACUCGAGGUGGCUGCGGAUCUUCCACAUCGCGUUUUUGCCACGCUUCUUGGGCACCACGUUCCCACUCCUGCAAUGGUGGAGCACCAUGUACCUCGACCACCACUUUCGCUUCGAUCUCUUCGUGGGCAUGUGUUACGCGGUCACCAGCUUUUUGAUCGUGAACCACUACUACCUGCAGCCCCGCGUGCUGAAGAGGUGGUGCAAUCUCCGUAUGGGUGUCGAACCCGACAUUCGGAAGGAGGCCAAAACUAUGGGCAUGCGUGUUUUUGAAAACACCAACGUCGAGUGGUUCUUCGACCCCUUUGCAUAA